CGGGGUUUGAAAGCGGUGGGACGGGGGAAGGGGCGGGUUCCGCGGGCGGGCUGCCUGCCUGCCUGCGUCUGUCUGUCUGUCUGUCUGUCUCUUUGCGUUCUCCUGGCGGCGGCCCGGGAUGGCGGAGGCCUUGAAUCAUUUUAAAAAAGACUACAGAGCAAGAUUCUGCCAUGGAGUAAGAAAUAAGAUUGAUGUACAGCCAGGUCAAAACAUUCUGAAACUCAUACAGGAUUGUUUUGAAAGUUGUGGCACUGAUCUUACAAUAAACUCUCCAAGUUCAACCUGUUGCUCAACUCCUGUUGUCAGAAACGAGAAGAGGACUUCAGUACAGAGCCAAAGGCUAAAGGCAGGGUUAACUAACUCUGUGGAAGGAGCCUGCAACUCUGCAGAGUCCUUACCUGCAUCACCACUAAAAAGAGUCAGCAGCAGAGGAUGGUCACACGAAUCACCCCUGAAGCCUGCAAUACAUGAUUACAUAGCUGAUUCUAAAAAACCAGAGUCUCCUGCAUCUAAAAGAGGAACAAAUAAUACAUUAAGAGAUGUUGAAAUACUAUGCGAAAGCCCUGCUGUGUCUUCGGACCCUGAGGAUGAUCAUGGGUCUGCUGGUUCACCUAUUCUUGUGGAGGAAGUGAAGAAUUCUGAACAUAUAUUACAUUUUGAUGACCAAAAUACUCCUGCUGCAGUGAAGAGCCAUGUGGAAGUUGAAAAUUUGGAAGGACCUCAGACUGGGAGAGAUGAGCCGGCUGUUCUCGUGCAAGAAACAGAACAUAUUGCUAAGUCUUCUGUACAGAAAAAGAAGUCUUUCUCUUCGGCUGUCUUAGCAGCUGUAGCAACAGGAGCGCUUGUGAAAAGGUAUUCAGCCUCAAUAUCACCGCCAUCACCUCCUCCGGUGAAAGAUCUAGAUAUAGAAAUAGAAAAGGAAUGUGAAUUUUUAAUUGAUGAAUCAGAUGGUGUAUCUUUUAAUUCGUGGUUUUCAAUACCCUGUAAGAACAAAAAAUCAAAAAAAGAUGGCUCUGCAACUCCUGUUUCUAAAUCUCAGCCCUCUGAGAAGGAGAAGACAGGGAGUAAGAAGGGCAAGAACAGAAAAGGGCAGGUUGAAGCACUUAAUAAAGAGGAAAAGGAUGUCAGAGUACCUGACUCCAGCACAGCGUCAGAAUCAGAUCCAGUCUCUGACAGUGAAGGAAAGGUCUUCGUAUCUCAAAGGAAAAACAAUACUCAUAUGGGAAAGACUAAAAAGGAUACACGUAGGCAAGGUUCUCCAAAGGGGAGAAAGGAGACAUCCUGGAAACCAGAAGCUGAAGAACUGAUGUCAUCACCAAAGUCUGGACUGGAAACAGAAGCAUCUGAUGUUGAACAAUGUAAAACAAGGGUGAUGCCAAGUGAGGAUUGGCCUGUGUCCUCAGAUGAGCAUCAGCAAGAGCAGGUUGUGUCUCCAAAAAAGAAUCUCAAGUCUUCUGAGUGUCGGCAGUUGGCUUCAAAAGCUUCUCGGCAUUUAGUUCACAAGAAACAAACUGCUAAGCAGAAACUUCCAAAAGUUGGAGUAGCUAAGACACUGGCACAAAGUCCGAGGAAGAAGGUUAAAAACUCUGGCAAGAAAAGUAGAGGUAAAAAUCCUCAGUUACAAAGAGAUGAGAGUUCUGACAGUGAACCUGGUAAAGAAGAGGUUGUAAGAGAGCCUGUAAAAUUGAACGAAGUGUUUAACUCGCCCCUGCAUCAGAAAUUACAGACUUCCAUGAUUCAGAAAUUGGGUAAGUCUGAAAAGCCUAAAAAUGUAUCGCACACAUUGGAGUCAUUUGGUGGUGCAAAUAACAAAACUCCUGUAAAAGCACUGCAGCAUCUCAUAGACAGUGUGAAGAAUUCUGAAAAGAAACAACUGUCACCCAGGUCUUCAAGGAAGGUACCCAAAAAGAUUCAUCGCAGAACCAGUAAAGGUGUUUGCUCAGACCUUGAGGAUGCUGAAUGUCAAACAGAUUCUGACAGCUCUAGCUCUUCUGUACAGGACACGGCAAGAAAAAAGCAGAAGUUAUCAGAUGUGAAAAGAAAAAGAAAACAUAACGUGCAACAUGGACUACAAGGUUCCUUUACAGCUGAGAAGCCUAUGAGUUGGGAAAGUGGGCCUGUUCUGGAACAUUGUGAUACAUUUGCUUCCAGGAGUAAGUUUUGUGAACAGGAUAAUACAUCUUCAGAUAAUUCUGAAGACUUGAACUGUCAAGUAAGAGAUCUGUUAUCAGAUGACAGAGCAAGGCAAAAAAUAGUAAUGCCUUCCAACACACCUAAUGUUCGUCGGACAAAAAGGAUACGACUAAGACCUCUGGAAUAUUGGCGAGGCGAGCGCGUAAACUAUACGAUGAGGCCUUCAGGAGGGCUCGUGAUUAGUGGAAUAGUGUGUCCAGAACCAGAACCUGGCAGAAAGAUUAAGCAGAGGAAGGGUGGUCACAAGCAGAAAAGAGACGAAACAAGAAGUAAGAUACCUGCAAAUUUGGAUCACACCCUAGCUGAUACUUCUAAGCCAACCGUUGUACUGGACCCAGCAACAAACGAGGAAGUACUUCUAGAAUGUGUUAACACUGAAAGCAGUCACUCAUGCUUCUUCAAAGAUGAAUCGGUAGAAAUAUAUAAAAAUUUGAAUACAUCUGCUUUUUCCAGUGGUAGAUUGAUUUUGAAACCAUUUAAAGAAAAGGGACACCAGUUUGUCCACAUGGAUACAAUAGCUUUCCAUGUUAUCCACGGCAAAAUUAUUGUUACCUUACAUAAGACAUCAUAUUAUCUGACUACAGGGGACUACUUCUAUGUUCCUGCAGGAAAUGGAUAUAACAUACGUAAUCUUCUGAAUGAAGAAAGCAUUCUUCUCUUCACACAACUCAAAAAAGACAGACCAAAAGCAAGAAGCAUGUUGUUGGAGACCUCAUCCCCGUAACGUUUUCUGCAAAUUGAAGAUCAUCUAAUGUAAAGGAGUUCUAAAGAAGACACUAAAUACCAUCCAACUGGAAGUACAACCCAGUUUUCGGGGCAUGUUGAUUCAUUGAUCUUAAAAGCUUUCUCCAGUGUAAUUUGUAAAUACAUGGCUUGUUACAAAUAUUUUUUGUUUUGUAUCAGUGAAUAUUAAAUAAUGCAAAUCAGGUUAUAA
Messenger RNA from Phalacrocorax carbo (great cormorant), 3127 nucleotides. The record is from RefSeq and is a predicted model, not a curated record. Lineage: Eukaryota; Metazoa; Chordata; Aves; Suliformes; Phalacrocoracidae.